UUGACAAUUCCAACGAAAUAUCUCUUAAGCAAAAAGGGAAAAGAAAACAAAAAUAUCUAAGAAAAUUUUUUGGUUUUAAAUUUGAACUCGAAAUAUAGGUGCAAAUUAAAUUGAUCUGCGUAAAGACUUUGGCAAUGGCUGUGGAGGAGAGCGAUUUAAGCGCGCAGCAGACGUCGACUUCGCUGCCGACUGCGAGGCGGCAUCAGCAGCAGGAAAUGAGCGUGACAGGCGUCGCUGUGAACGCCGGCUCCAGCCAAAGCCAGCAGAAGGUCUAUCCGACGCUGCGGCUGCGACUGCAGCAGACGCCGACUGAGGCAGCGAUAGCGCCAGCGGCAGCGACGCCAAUUGCAGUGAAUUCCAGCUCAGUGGAGCGACUGCCACGCCAGGCAGUGACGUGGCCGCGGCGCGCCGAAACGCCGCCGCUGCUGUCGCUGUCGGACUUUGAGCAGAGCAGCGCCAGCAGCAGCGGCGGCGGCGACAGCUUCUGGCUGGAGACGCAGGACUAUAGCACAACAAGCAGAGUAGCACAGCCGGGAGACUCGCAGCAGUCGCAGCAGCAGCAGGAGCAGCAGCAGCAGCAGGAACAGCUGCAUCCAGUGCGGCGACGCCUGACCUUUGAGCAGUGGCUGCUGCGCAAAAGAAGCCAAGAGACGCUCCGUCGCCGUCAGAGCCGACGCGAGGCGCAGCGACUGCAGCAGGUGAAGCAGCUACGUCAACAAAUGUCGGACAAGAGCUACUCGGAUUGGCUGCUCGCCAAGCGGCGGCAGGUGCUGCAGCACGCAUUUCGCAGAGACAAUUCGUUCGCGGCAGAGGCGACAGCAUUCAGCAGGCAAAAGCUAACGGAACAGUCGCUGCGUGAGUGGGAGCAGCGCAAGCUGGCAGAGUCGCAGCUGCGACGCGAGCAGGAAAUGCAUGUGCAGCGGGAGGAGUUCGUCCACGAGAAGCUGCGCGAGCAGCUCAGCCAGCUCGCCUGGCAGCGCUGGAUGAUGCGGCUGGCGUUCAAGUCGCAGCCGCAACAGGCAGUGCAGAGGCUGCGCACGCAGCAGCAUCAGCCGCAGCAGCAGUCGCGGCGAGGCAGGUCGACUACGUCUGCAGCUGCUGUCGCUGCUGCUGCGUCGCGGCAGCGCAGGCGACUGCACAAUCAAGUCGCCUCGCUCUAUUUGCAUGUGCCGAUGUCAGUGGCGCAGCGUUCGCUGCAUCGACGUCUGGACAACCUCAGCGCGUCGCAUGUCGCACGGCGGCGCAUGUGGUGAGCACGGGAAAGGAGCUUCCGAUGAAAGCUUUAAGCUAGCCAGCUAAACACGGAUCGAGUCAAGGCGAAGCGAGAGCAAAGCUAACAAGGUAAACAUUUAACGGAGCUUUCAUAGAUAAUUAGCAAAAGCUUUGGCAGAAUCUAAAAGCUUUUGCCAUCCCUGUACAUUUAAGGUUAAAUUCAAAGCCAGAGGCCUGGCGCUUGAAGAUUAAAUAUGAACAGAGCCCAGCAAAAGCUUUUGCCUAAGGCAAAAGCUUACCAUCGAUUUUCCCGUUCUGCCAUUUGUCCACGUGCUUUAAAAGUUCACGCCAGUCAGCUUUAGGCAUCACUCAAAUCAAAGACAAUAAAAUACAUUUUUUAUAA
Messenger RNA from Drosophila hydei, 1615 nucleotides. Its product is annotated as bromodomain-containing protein DDB_G0280777-like. The transcript is spliced from 3 exons. The record is from RefSeq and is a predicted model, not a curated record. NCBI's taxonomy places the organism in Eukaryota, Metazoa, Arthropoda, Insecta, Diptera, Drosophilidae. Bases 135 to 1253 code for a protein of 372 amino acids.